AUGGCUUCAUACCUCAACCGCGUGCCGCUCAUCCGACUGUCCUCAUCUGAACAGCCUCCACGGCGGAAUACGGUUUCUUACGACGACGAAUCUGACGAUGGACAUGGACCGAGUAGGAAGCCUUGGUAUCAUUAUGUACCGUUGUGCAUAACCGUCCUCCUGCUUCUCCUCCCGCAUCCUUCGCUCCUGAUAGUUCUCGUGCGAUAUCAUCUCCUAACCCUACAGUCCCGCCCACUUUUCCUAACCCACCUCACGAUCCUCUACACCCUUACAUUCCUAUGCUUCUGCUCACUCAUCGUAUGCGCCGCACGCGAUCCCGGUCCGGUCCCACGACCAGCUCAGAAAGAUCUCGAAGAGGACGGAGGAGAUGGGGAGAUGAGCAUCACGGCCGCGCUUAUGGGCGGGCCGCCGGAGGAGGACGACGAUUAUCUGAAACCGGGGCGGUGGUGUAGGAUUUGUUGGGCGCCGAAACCGGAGAGGGCGCAUCAUUGCUCAGAGUGUGGGCGGUGUGUGCUCAAGAUGGAUCAUCAUUGUCCUUGGAUCGGUGCCAAGUGCGUCGGGUACAGGACGUAUCCUUCGUUCUUGCACUUGCUGCUAUGCGUAACGCUUUACGCGUCAUACCUCGCGGGCGUCAACAUCGAAGGCCUUGUAUACGCCUUCAGCCAUCCACUCAAUCUCGACGUACACACACCAGUCCACAUGCUCUUCCUCUCCUUCAUAGGCGUCGUAUUCGGCAUCACGAUCGGUGCCUUCCUUGGCUAUCACAUCUAUCUCACAUUAACGAACCAAACGACCCUCGAAAACAUCGCGCCCUUCCAACUCCUCCGCCACCUCCCUCCCUUACCAGGCGGCCUCAAACUCUCCUCCCCACCGUUCGAACACGAACUCUCGCACACCCAACGCCGAGCCGUUCGCGCCGCGCACCGUUCAAUCAAGCUAUACGACGCCGGUGUCAAAGAGAAUGUGCGACAGGUGUUCGGCGGGUGGCCCAGGAGUGUACGAGGAUGGGGCAGACUGGUGAUGGCUGGAGGGGGGACGAAGGGCGGUGGUGUAAGAUGGGCGCGGAAUGAGAAGGCUGAGAGAGGAUUGCAUAGGUUGAGAGAUGUGCUUGUCAAAUUGGAGGUGGAGGGCGAGGGCGCGUUUGAUAGUGAGGCUGAGGUGGAGGUUGGAGAGCCGAGGUUCGAUAGUGAGGGGGAGUUGUCGCCUCGGAGCGCUUGA
Peniophora sp. CBMAI 1063 is the source of this 1218-nucleotide messenger RNA. Lineage: Eukaryota; Fungi; Basidiomycota; Agaricomycetes; Russulales; Peniophoraceae. The record is from the annotation of a GenBank genome assembly.